Messenger RNA from Theileria orientalis strain Shintoku, 342 nucleotides. RefSeq lists its product as uncharacterized. The transcript is spliced from 2 exons. Lineage: Eukaryota; Apicomplexa; Aconoidasida; Piroplasmida; Theileriidae. The coding region runs from base 1 to 342 and encodes 113 amino acids. The record is from RefSeq and is a predicted model, not a curated record. Gene Ontology annotation, cellular component: mitochondrion. Gene Ontology annotation, biological process: iron-sulfur cluster assembly. Gene Ontology annotation, molecular function: iron-sulfur cluster binding; iron ion binding.
AUGAGGCCGUUCAGGGGAUUCUCCAGCAAGGCUGUGAUUCCUGAGAGUUACUCGGAGCAGGAAACUGAAGUCGUGGAGAGCAUUAAGAUGCUGAUAGAGAAGCGGAUUCGUCCUGUGAUUCAGCAGGACGGCGGUGACGUUUCAUUUGUUUCCUACGAUCCAUCCACGGUAGGUUACGUGUAUGUUAAACUGAGCGGUGCGUGUGUUGGUUGUGUUCAAAGCGACAUCACGCUCAAGCAUAUGAUACAGGGUAUGCUGUGCCACUAUCUGGACGAGAUUACGGCAGUGUACAGCGUCGACGACGACAACAACAUCAUCACAUCAAGUUCUGCAAAUUAUUAG